This is a messenger RNA of Aspergillus versicolor CBS 583.65, 1001 nucleotides long. RefSeq names its product sugar phosphate isomerase/epimerase family protein. The coding region runs from base 1 to 984 and encodes 327 amino acids. The record is from RefSeq and is a predicted model, not a curated record. The transcript has a single exon. Lineage: Eukaryota; Fungi; Ascomycota; Eurotiomycetes; Eurotiales; Aspergillaceae.
AUGCUCGACAAUCCCUUAGCAAUCACCACCUCGUCUCUCGGUCUGCACCCCUCGCAUUCACUGCCCGAGAAAGUCCACGCCGCUGCGUCCACUGGAUUCUCGUCGCUCGAGAUUGUCUACCAGGAAGUCGUGGACUACGGCCUGUCACAAAAUCCGGUGCUAGAUGUAUUCAAUGCCGCACGCGCCAUCGCACAGCUAUGCCGGUCGCUCAAUGUGUCGGUGCUGGCCCUGAAUCCCUUCAAGAACUUCGAGGGCCACCACUCGCCGCGGUCCACUCGUCUCGAGUCCGCAAGACACUGGAUUGACGUUGCUGUCGCGCUUGGAGCUGAGCAUUUACAGGUCCCGUCGCAGUUCGACACUGCCAACAGCACAGGCGACUGGCAGCAGAUGGUACAAGACCUGCAGCAGCUCAGCGACCUUGCAGCCUCUCGGUCGCUGCGCGUCGCCUACGAGGCAGUGGCAUGGGGCAGCUACAUCAACACCUGGGAAGACAGCCUCCGCAUGGUUCAGGACGUGGACAGGGGGAGUUUCGGGCUGUGUCUGGACUCAUUCCACGUUGCUGCGCGACUCUGGGGGGACAAUACCGUUGCCGGUGGCAUGCAGGAUGACGCGUGGCCGGCCCUCGAGGCGUCGCUGGCUCGAUUCACUGACUCGUGUCAGCUCGAUAAUGUUUUCUACGUCCAGCUCUCCGAUGGGGAGAGAUUUGCUCCGCUAUUGUCGUCUCAGCAUCGGUUCUACCAGGCUGGUUUCCCGCCUGCGCUUACUUGGUCGCGCCACAUGAGGGUUUUCCCCCUGGAAACUGGGCUGGGCGCGUAUUUACCCGUCGCGGAAAUUGCAAGGGCUUGGCUGGUCGACAAGGGGUGGAAAGGAGUGGUUUCGAUGGAGAUAUUCGACUGGAGAAUGAGGGAUGAGUCCAGACGGCCGAUGGACAAUGCCAGAAGAGGCCUGCAGUCGUGGCAGAAGCUGGUCAAGGCUUUGGAGUAGGAUAUUACAGUAGACCG